Molecule: messenger RNA, 8813 nt
Organism: Protopterus annectens (West African lungfish)
Lineage: Eukaryota; Metazoa; Chordata; Ceratodontiformes; Protopteridae
Product: zinc finger protein 91-like
Exons: 16
Coding region: 305-5941 (1878 amino acids)
Biological process (GO): regulation of transcription by RNA polymerase II
Molecular function (GO): zinc ion binding; DNA-binding transcription factor activity; RNA polymerase II cis-regulatory region sequence-specific DNA binding
Source: RefSeq, a predicted model, not a curated record
UUAGAAAAAAAAAAAAAAAAACAGUUGUUAGCAUGGUUUGUAGUGUGCUUCUUAGUAAUUAUAAAGCAGUACUUUGUUUACUGAGUUUGGAACUCCAGCAAUUAUUGCUUGAGAAUACUAGUUCAGCUGGGUCUGUAAUCCAGCAGUUGAUACCAGCUCUCUGAUCUCUUGUUCUGCAUAUAGACAGGAUCUUCCUAUCAAAAAGUCUGGAGUGUAUUUUAAGCCGACUACUCUUGUUCAGAGAUCCAGGAGACAGGAUUUGUGACACAAAAGAUAAGAAACAGACUUCACUGAGAAAGAGGAGAUGCAGAAUCUGUGUGCUACAAGUGGGAGAACAGAGCAGUGCUGUGGAGAGCACAGACGGAGACUCGAGUUGUUCUGCCUGGAAGAUGAGGCCUUUGUUUGUGUCCUGUGUGUUCCCAGACAUACCAACCACAGUUUUGUGCUCCCACAAGAAGCAGUUACUGUGUAUAAGGAGAAGUUAAAGUCGACCUUAUCAUCUCUGCAAUUAAAAGUUGAAGAUCUUAAAGAUUUGCAAAAUGACAAUACGAAGCAGCUCCUGGACAUACAAGAACGUGCUUGCAGUUUGGAACAAUACAUUACAUUACAAUUUGCAAAACUCCACCAGUUUCUCAAUGACAAAGAACAAAAACUCAUUCAACAGCUUAAGAAUGAAGAGGCCAAAAUUCUGAAAGAGAUGGAAGAAAAUCUUGAAUGUAUUAAAAUUACUAUUAUGGACUCCCACAUGGCAGUGUCUGAAACCAGCAUGGAGCUCAAGAAAGAAGAAGUGGAGACUCUGAUAGAAAUGAAAGGAAAUUCUGAAGACAUUAAAACUUUUACUGUGGUAACUCAGGAGGCAAAAGCUGAUGUUAAUUUGAAGGUCAUAAAACAAGAAACUAUUGAUUUUUUAACAGUACCACAAACAUUUGAUGAUGUCACUGUCACUUUCUCAGAAGAGGAAUGGAAGAUGUUAGGAAAACAAGAGAAGGAGCUUCACAGGGAAGUGAUGGUACAGAACUAUGAAAACCCAGUUUCAAUGGGUGAGACACUGCAGUUACAUCAUCCAUCAGGGAACCUGCAGCAGUGUGAUCUGACAGUGAAGGGAUCUGAGAAUCAUCUCCUCACUCCUGUAACCCAGCUUUACUCUGAACUUACCUGUGUCCCAAAGUCUGAAUGGGAUAGUGAAACAUCUCAGGUGCAUCACCUGACGGAGAACCUGCAACAUUGUGCUCAACCUGUGAAAAGCUGCAACAAAUUUCAUCUCACCCCUGUACCACAACUUCACUCUGGAUGUAACUUUAGUAAGAACUCUGAAUGUGAUACAGGUUUUAUUGUACAGCAAAAUCCAGUAAUACAGCAACGAUCUCACCCAGCGGGUACUCCAUAUAAAUGUGCUGAAUACAGUAAAAGUUUCAUACCGAACAGCAAUCAAAUAAAACAUAAAAAUCACAUGGGGGAAAGACCAUAUAAAUGCCCUGAAUGUGGUAAGAGUUAUAAAGGAAGGAGUGCUCUUCUGUAUCAUAAAAAAACUCACACUGGGGGGAAACCAUAUAAAUGUACUGAGUGUGGUAAGUGUUUCUCUUAUAGUAAUAGCCUGAUGCGCCAUAAAUCCGUUCACACAGGAGAAAAACCAUAUAAAUGUGCUGAAUGCGGUAAGUGUUUUUCACAAAGCAGUGAUAUGAUACGCCAUCAGGCCGUACAUACAGGGAAUAAACCAUACAAGUGUGCUGAAUGUAGUAAGUGUUACAAACAAAGCAGUGCACUUCAGUAUCAUAAAAAGUCUCACACCGGGGAGAAACCAUUUAAAUGUACUGAAUGUAAUAAAUGUUUUACACAUCAGAGUGGUCUUCUGUAUCACCAAAGAACACACACGGGUGAAAAGCCAUAUAAAUGUGCUGAAUGUGGUAAGAGUUUUUCGCAGAGCAGUGACAUGAUACGCCAUCAAGCCAUUCACUCCGGGAAGAAACCAUAUAAGUGUGCUCAAUGCGGUAGGUGUUUUUCACAGAGUAGCAUUUUAAUACGCCAUCAGGUCACUCACACAAGAGAGAAACCAUUUAAAUGUACUGAAUGUAGUGCGAGUUUCACACGACAAAGAAAUCUGAAAGCUCAUCAACAGUUUCACUCAGUGGAGAAACUCUUAGCAGAUAUCAUUGACUUGCCGUUCCUCCUGUUUCUUCAGGUUGCCUAUGCACCUGGACCAGAAACAGAACUGACUGAUAUGGUUCAAAGAUCCAAGGGACUGAAACUGCAACACACAAAACAGGAAACAGACUUCAGGGAGAGAGAAAAGAUGCAAAAUCUGUGUGCUACAAAUGGGAUGACAGAGCAGUGCUGUGGGGAGCACAGACGAAGACUGGAGUUGUUUUGCAUGGAAGAUGAGGCCUUUAUCUGCGUCUUGUGUGUACCCAGGCAUUCCUGCCACAGGUUUAUGCUCCUGCAUGAGGCAGUCAGUGUGUAUAAGGACAAGCUAGAAACUGCCUUAUCGUGCCUACAGUUAAAAGUUAAGGAUCUUAAAGACUUACAAAACAAGAAUGAGAAGGAACUACCGGAUAUAAAAGAACAUGCCUGCAGUUUGGAACAAUACAUUACACUACAGUUUGCAAAGCUACACCAGUUUCUCUAUGACAGGGAACAAAAACUCAUUCAACAGCUUAAGAAUGAUGAAGCAAAAAUUCUGAAAGAGUUGGAAGAAAAUCUUGAAUGCAUUAAAGUUAAUGUUCUGGACACCCCCAUGAUAGUAGCUGAUGUCAACUUGAAGCUCAAGCAUGAAGAAGUGGAGACUCCGACAAAGGUGGAAGAGAAUUCUGAAGAUGUACCAGAAACCUUUGAGGAUGUCACUGUCACCCUCUCAGAAGAGGAGUGGAAGAUGUUAAGAAAACAAGACAAGGAGCUUCACAGGGAAGUGAUGGUGCAGAACUGUGAAAGCUUUGUUUCAAUGGGUUUGAUACCUCAAUUACAACAUCCAACAGAGGACUGGCAGCGAUGUGCCCAGCCCGUGCAGGGUAACAGCCAUCUUCUCACACCUGUACCACAGCACCAGUCAGGACAUAGCUGCAGCCAGAGCAGUAAGCAUGACAGUAAAAUACCUCCGUUACAUCACCUGAUGGAGAACCUACAGCAGUCUGGUCAGCCUGUGAAGGACUGUGACAGGCUUCAUCUCACAUCCGUACAGCAGCUUCAGUCAGGACUUAAUUGUAGCCAGAUCUCUGAAACUGGCAGAUGUUUCAAUGUGCUUCAAAGUCCAGUAAUACAGCAGAGGUCUCAGACAGUGGGUACACAGUAUAAAUGUGCUGAAUAUAGUAAGAGUUCCAUACAAAAGAGUAAGCUAGUCAAACAUAAAAAGAAUCACGUGGGUGAAAAACCAUACAAAUGCCCUGACUGCAGUAAGUGUUACACAGGAAAGAACGCUCUCCUCUAUCAUCAAAAAACUCACAGGGGGGAGAAACCAUAUGAAUGUACUGAAUGCAGUAAGUGUUUCGUUCAGAGAUGUGACAUGAUACGACAUCAAGCUGUUCACACAGGAAAGAAACCAUACAAGUGUACAGAGUGUGGCAAGUGUUAUACACAGAAGAAUGCUCUCCUGUGUCAUCAAAAGAGCCACAAGGGGGAGAAACCAUAUAACUGUACUGAAUGUAAUAAAUGUUUUUCACACAAAAGUGGUCUCCUAUACCAUCAAAGGACUCACCGAGGGGAGAAGCCAUUUCAGUGUGCUGAAUGUGGCAAGAGUUUUUCACAGAGCAGUGAUAUGAUCCGUCAUCAUGCUGUUCACACAGGAAAGAGACCAUAUAAAUGUGCUGAGUGCAGUAAAUGUUUUUCACAGAGCAGUAUUUUGUUGCGCCAUAUGGUAAUUCACACAGGUGAUAAACCAUAUAAAUGUACAGAAUGUAGCAAGAGUUUCACAAGACAGAGUACUCUUAGAGCCCAUCAGCAAGCUCAUGCAGAUGAGAAACUUGUGGCAGACAUCAAAAUUGAAGCAAUACGACUACAAAUGUAUCCAGUAAAUGAAGACGGAGAACAAAUUCUGAAAGAGAUGGAAGAAAGCCUUGACUGUAUUAACAAUAAUAUGGACAUCAACUCACCAGUGGCUAAUGCUACAGUGGAGCUCAAGAAAGAAGUAAAUGUUCUGAAGGAGACUGAAGAAAACACUAAAUAUCUCAAGAAUUAUUUAAUGUCCACCCAGGCAGUAAUGUCAAAUACCAAGUCAGCGGCUGGAAAACAGGAGGCUACUGUUUUUCUAACAGUACCAGAAACCUUUGAGGAUGUUGCCGUCAUUUUCUCAGACGAGGAGUGGAAAAUCUUAAGAAAAGAAGACAAGGAACUUUACAGGGAAGUGAUGGUGCAGAACUAUGAAACAUUGGUUUCAGCAGGAUACAAAAUCCCCCCAGAGAAAUUAUUACUGCUACUUAAGGAGUGUUGCAAUGAACUGCUUAAGCAUGAGUUGGUCGUGAAAUAUGCGACAGAACAGAAGGAUGAGAAGGCAAAGAGUGUCAGAAGCACAGAGGGCUCUGUAAGUUGGAGUAACCAUUCAUCAUUUGGGACACUCCAGUUACAUCAUCCAUCAAAGAAUCAGCAACAGCACACUCAACUUAAGGGCUCGGACAAGGGUCAGUGCUCUCCUGAAUCACAGCUUCACUCAGGACAUAACUGCAGCAGGGACAGUGAAUGUGAUACAAGUUUUAACUGCAGCAGGGACAGUGAAUGUGAUACAAGUUUUACUGUACCGCAAAGUCCAGUAAUCCAUCAGAGCUGUCACUCGGAGAAUGUGAUGCACCAUCAGGCCACUCACACAGGGAAAAAAACAUACAAAUGUCCUCAGUGCAAUAAAUGCUAUAAAGCAAAGAGUGGACUCCUUUACCAUCAAAAUACACACACGGGGGAAAAACCAUACAAGUGCUUAGAAUGCAGUAAAUGUUUUUCACGCAGCGGUAGUCUGAUGCGCCACCAAACUAUUCACACGGGGGAGAAGCCAUAUAAGUGCAACGAGUGCAGCAAGUGCUUUUCACGCAGCAGUAAUCUGGUGGCCCAUCAGGUCAUUCAUACAGGAUUGAAGCCAUAUAAAUGCACUGAAUGCAGUAAAUGUUUUUCACAUACCCGUCAUCUGGUACGUCAUCAAGCCAUUCAUACAGGGGAGAGACCGUAUAUAUGUGCCGAGUGUAAUAAGAGCUUCGUACAAAAGAGUGAUUUACUAAAGCAUCAAAAAACUCACUCUGGGGAGAAACCAUAUAAAUGUGCUUUGUGUAACAGGAGUUUUAUACAGAAGAGUGACCUAUUAAAACAUGAAAUGACUCACACGGGGCAGAAACCGUAUAAAUGCCCUGAGUGCAGUAAGUGUUUUUCACGGAGUAGCAGUUUAAUGCACCAUCAGACCAUUCACACAGGGACGAAACCUUAUAAAUGUCCUGAGUGCAAUAAAUCUUAUAUAGAAAAGAGUGGUCUUAUAUAUCAUCUAAAAACGCACACUGUGGAAAAACCAUAUAAAUGUGCUGAAUGCAGUAAGUGUUUUUCAUAUCGCAGCACACUGAUGCACCAUCAGACCAUUCACACGGGUGAGAAACCAUAUAAAUGUCCCGAAUGUGGUAAGUGUUAUAGAGACAAGAUUUGUUUGCUGUACCAUCAAAAGACACACACGGGUGAGAAGCCGUACAAAUGCCCAGAAUGCGGUAAAUGUUAUAGAGGAAACAGUGCUCUGCUGUAUCAUCAAAAGACUCAUGCAGUGGAAAAACCAUAUAAAUGUCCUGAAUGCAACAAGUCUUACAGAGGAAAGAGCGGGCUUCUAUACCACCAAAGGACUCACACGGGGGAGAAGCCAUAUAAAUGUACUGAGUGUAAUAAGUGUUUUUCACGUCGUAGUAUUCUGAUGAACCAUCAGUCCCUUCACACAAGGGAGAACCAUAUAGAUGUGCUGAAUGCAGUAAGUGAUUUUCAUGUAGCAGUAAUCUGAAAUUCAUUAAUGACCCAAAAAGGUUGUAUAGGAAACUACGAAAUGAAAGAAUAACAGUGAUAGAGCCACCCCAAAAAAAUCAAUGAAUUUUGGAGAAACAUUUUUGAAUAUCUUGUUAAACUAUACAAAAAUAAUGAUUAGGUAAAAAACAUAAUUAUUAGGAAAUGCUAAUGCAUGGAAUGAAGUAAUAGCCAGUGAAACUGAGACAAAUUUAAACCAGGCUGCUCAAUGGAAGCCCCAGGUCCACAGCUGUACCUAUCUCUAUCUUUGUACUCUUAUUUAGCUCUUAUUAAAAAUUACCAACAAUGGGAAAAAAACUGUACUUCUUACAAGAAGACCUGCAAGCCAUCAUAAGAACUUUCUGAUCAAUAAUUUGCCUUCCAAUAUGUAAAUUGUAUACCACAAUUGAUAAGACAGGGUUUACAACCAUUUAAACAGAAAUUCAAUUCUGGCAAUUGAACAGAGCAGUAAAAAAAGAAAAUUGUGUGGAACUAAGGAUUAUCUACUAUGAAAGCCAUAAAGAAAAGCUGUUAUAAUGGGUGGAAUCUAUGGUAUGGCUAGAUCACAAAAGCAAAAAAAAAAAAAAAAAUGACACUGCUUCCCAUUCAUGGAUCUCAAAAUGCUUCAAAAAUUACAAAAUAUACCACAUGUGAUAUGUUAUGUAGUAGUCGUUCUGAAUCGCUGGUAAACCACUUUGACAGAAUAAUAAAAAACCCAGAUAGAAGAAUUCAGCCGAGGAUAUUCCAGGCUUAUUUUCAGUAUUGAUGCUUUGUUUUGCCCUUAGCCCAUUAAGUUGUUUACUUAACAGCCUUGCUAAAUGUCAUCUCUCCUUUUUUGGAUGAUUCAAAAUUGUAUAUCUCAUCUUGCAAGCCUCUAAAAGUACAAUUGCAAAUGGUUAAACUUUUUCAGAUGACAGCAAAAUGACAUUUGGCAUUGAUACAUAUGAAAAAGGGUGAUGUUUAUAGCAGGAAGUCUGAUGGAAUGUGUAAAUAUCUGGGAAUAGGCGAAGUGUCAAUAAUAUAGCAUGAACAAAUGGGAACAAAGCUUAGUAACAAUGUUUUAGAAGAUUAAAAACAAUACUGAAAAGUGCUCUGAUAUCUAUGAAUAAAGUUCAAACUUUAAAUCAUCUUGCCUUCCCUUUUCUGACUUACAACUUUGGUAUGAUUGAUUGGCCUCAGGAUUGGAUACAAAAACAACAAAACUACUUUAUGCUUGUCAAAUGAUGUAUAAAAACAUUAUUUGUAAGAUUAUACAUUUGUCAGUCUGAAGGGGUGGUUGGGUAGAUAUAUAUAUAUAUAUAGGUGGGUAGAUACAUUUAUGCUACAUUUGAUCAAAAAUGCUUUUGACUGAAUCGGAAAAAAAACGACAAAGUACAUUUGACUGAAAAGUCAUUUUGUUGAAAACUUUUAAAGUCUAGAGAUGGUAUUUGUGGUGUUGUUUUCGAUCAUAGGAGUUAUUAGGGUAUUAAUGUAGAAGAUUCUGUGUGGGGUAAUGCCCAUCUUCAAGUUGUACCCCCAGAUUUGGAGAUGCAUCUGAUUAUGUGCCUGUGCUGAUUCGCUGUGUGUGCGGUUUUCUCAUUCCACAGAUUCCAAAAGCAUUUAGGAAGGAAGCAGUUAUGGAAAUCCAAUCAGAAGUGAACAGAAACCUGGUAGCAAUGGCUAGCUAUAAAAAGUAAAAUAAAAAAGAUAACGUUCUCGACCAAAACAAAUGUAGAAAGUUCAUAAUGAUGGUAACAUUUCCAGAGGAGGAGGAGUAGUUGACCAGCCACAUGUUGAUCAAGAUUUGAUGCAUGUGUGGUUCAGGUGAGAAUUUAAACCAAAAGAUAAAAGGUUAACAGCAGCUGAAGACAGUGAUGCAAUGGUGCAAAAAUGUGUAGAAAAGGGAGGCGGUACAGACAACUGCACGUUUGUACUACAAAACUAAAGACAGUUACACUUUUUGUAGCAGGGUGUCAUACACCCAUAGCUAAUGAUCUAUAUACAGAAAACCACAGUGAUGUGUAGAUAUUGUUGUACUGGAAACUUUGGAAAAAGAGCCAAAAAAAUGUAUGAAAAUAAAAAAAAUAUGAUGAUGUGAGAUCAUGUAAUAGUAACAGUUAAGAAAAUAGAUGCAAGAAAACUAGAUAUGAAGUCUAGUCCAAGAACAGGAAAAAUGUCUAGUCCAAGUCCAAGAAAAAUGAGCAAAAGUAUUCCUAAUCAUUGAAAUAUCUACACCUAAUGAUUGUCAUGUUCUGUGUACAGAGAAACACAAUCAUAAUAUAUCGGGAUAUGCAAGCAGAACCUACAGCACUGUAGAAUAAAGACAACCAGACAGUCCCAGUAAAUAGCAGGAGCAACACAGCUAAUUCAAAUAACUCUGAAAUGUGCAUAAAUAUGCUACUGAUAUGUGUAUCUCUGUAUGAACUACAGGAGACCAGUUUUGGUAGAUUGUGGGUGAUUUUUGGUAGUGAAGCUGUAUUCAUUUUAUGAACUCUUAUUGCGCCCCAGUACAGGAAUGAAAUCCAUUCCUGUCACAGUAUUAGAUACCUAAAACAUUGCAACCAUUAAAACAGAAAAGUGUUAGUAAUACCAGUUCAAUAUUGUACACCAUGCAUGUGAUGGUUUAAAAAAAUCUGUUGAAAAGUGAGCGACAGUUUCACAUCUUGUUAGUGGUUGUGAUAUAUUCAAGGCUGAGGGUCUGCUUAACGAAAGGCAUGCUAAAGUUGGAAGAUUGUUGCAUGAGGAUUUUGCCAUCACCACAACAUAACGGGUAUUUGAGAAGCACUGGAAAGGUGAACCACAACAAACUAUGAAAACUGAGUAAGAAUCACAUAGAAAUCAUAGGUUCAUAGGUAGGUAUUAGGCUAUCGGCCCUGGGGCCUAUGCAAGCCCAG